Molecule: messenger RNA, 2367 nt
Organism: Peromyscus californicus insignis
Lineage: Eukaryota; Metazoa; Chordata; Mammalia; Rodentia; Cricetidae
Product: guanylate-binding protein 4-like
Biological process (GO): defense response to Gram-positive bacterium; defense response to protozoan
Molecular function (GO): GTP binding; GTPase activity
Source: RefSeq, a predicted model, not a curated record
AUGGCCUCAGAGAUCCACAUGCUGGAGCUCAUGUGCCUCAUUGAGAACACUGAGGAUCAGCUUGUCGUUAACCAGGAGGCCCUUGGGAUCCUGUCUGCCAUCAAGCAUUCAGUGGUGGUGGUGGCAAUUGUGGACCUCUACCACACAGGCAAAUCCCACUUGAUGAACUAGCUGGCUGGGAGGAAAACAGGGGAGUGCCACCAACACAGCUACUUUAAUCUGGACAUCACAGUGAGGUCUGAAACUAAUGGCAUCUGGAAGUGGUGGGUGCCUCACCCCACCAAGCCAAAAUCCACACCAUUGCUUCUGGACAUGGAGGGUAUAGGUGAUAUGGAAAGGGGUGACUCUAAGAAUGACUCUUGGAUCUCCCUGGCCAUGCUUCUAAGCAGCACCUUUGUCUACAACAGCAUGAGCACCAUCAACCACCAGGCCCUGGAGGCAGCCCGCUAUGUCACUGAACUGACGGAGCUGAUCAGGGCAAAAUCCACUUCAGGAUCUGAAGAAAUGGAUGACUCCUGUGAGUUCCUGAGUUUGUUUCCAGACUUUGUCUGGGCUGUUCAGGAUUUUGUUCUGGAGUUGAAGUUGGAUGGAUGCAUCAUCACAGCAGAUGAGUACCUGGAGAAUGCCCUGAAGCUAAUUCCAGGCAGAGGUCUCAAAGCUCAGCAUUCUAACAUGCCUAGGGAAUGCAUCAGGCAUUUCUUUCCAAAACAGAAGUGUUUUGUUUUUGAUCGACCUACAAAAGAAACAGAACUCUUAGUCCAUGUUGAGCAAAUGCCAGAAGACCAGUUGGAUCACAAUUUCCAAUUUCAGUCGAAAGCAUUCUGCUCUUACAUCUUCUCCAAUGCAAAAGCCAAGAUCUUCAAAGAGGGGAUCAUUGUCAAUGAAAACGGACUGGCAACUCUGGUGACGACCUAUGUGAAUUCCAUCAAUAGUGGAGCAGUUCCUUGUUUGGAGAAUGCAGUGACCACUCUGGCUGAGCGUGAGAACUCUGCAGCUGUGGAGAGGGCGGUUGACCACUACAAUAAGCAGAUGGCCCAGCGAGUGAGGCUUCCCACAGACACGCUCCAGGAGCUGCUGGAUGUGCACACAGCCUGUGAGAAGGAAGCCAUUGCUGUCUUCAUGGAGCACUCCUUCAAGGAUGAUAAUCAGCAGUUCCAGAAGAAGUUGGUGAUCACUUUAGAGAAAAGGAAGGAAACUUUCAUGCAACAGAACGAAGCAGAAUCUCUCCGUCUCUGCCAGGCUAAGCUGGAGAAGCUGGCAGAGCCCCUGAGGGAGAGCGUCUCACGUGGAGCUUUCUCUGUUCCUGGUGGGCACAGCCUCUACUUAGAAGCCAGGAAGAAGGUUGAGCAGGGCUAUGAGCAAGUGCCCAGGAAGGGAGUGAAGGCAAAUCAUGUCCUUCAGAGCUUCCUACAGUCACAGGUUACCAUAGAGGACUCCAUCUUACAGUCAGACAAAGCUCUCACUGAGGGACAGAAGGCCAUGGAAGCUGAGCGGGCUCAGAAGGAGGCGGCGGAGCAGGAGCAGGAGCUACUGAGACAGAAACAGGCGGAAAUGCAGCACGUGAUGGAAGUUCAAGAGAGAACCUACAAAGAAAACAUGGCCCAGCUGCAUGAGAAGAUGGAGACUGAGAGGAAGAACCUUCUGAGAGAGCAAGAGGAGAUGCUAGCACACAAGUUGAAGAUCCAAGAAGACAUGCUUAAAGAGGGAUUUAAAAGGAAAUGUGAAGCAAUGGAUUCAGAGAUAAGCCAACUACAAAGGGAGAUUCAAAAAAAUAAGGGUCAGAAUGACUCACUGGAUGCUAAACUCCGUGAAGGGUUUGGAAAUGUGUUACUUGCAGUAUUGCCUGGUGCUGGUAAGGUACUUAAUCUAGGGAUGAAAUUGCUACACAAUCGAAUGAUAAGGGCAAUGAUUCAUUAGAAAACUGUAAAUAUGGUAUCCUUAUUCCUGAGAAUUAUUUUUGAACUCUGUAUCAAUAUCAACUUUAUUUAUUAAGUUUCAAACACCAAGAACAUUGGUCACUCUCCACACUCUCUACACCAGUCCAGCCACAGACCCUUUGGUCUACAAUGGUGUCCUGCCUGCAAAAUAUGCUGGUGCAAUGUUGGCACAAAGUUUGUGGGAGUAACCAACCAAUAUCUGACUUGACUUAAGGUCCACUCCACAGCAUGAAACCCAUAACUGACACCGCUUGGGUGACUAAGAAUCAGAGGCUAGAUAGCCCAGGGAACCUACAGUAAAACCAAGUAUUACUAUUCUAUACCCUCCCAAAGGUAGCAAUAAAAUGACACCUAAUGACAUUCUGCUGUACUCAUAGAUCAGUACCUUGCUCAGCCAUCAUCAGAGAAGCUUCCUCCUGCAGCAGAUGGG